ACAACAUAUGUUUUGACAGAUGAAAAGUUGACUUCAGGUUUUAAUAUAACAUCAAGUGACUCCGUUUGCCUUCGAAAGACAUCUUUUACAACAAACAUAGCCCAUUUUAAGAAAAAAUUGACGAUCGACCGACGAACUCGCGGUAGCUGGUUGGAAACUAAAAUUACGGAUAAUUUCUGAUCAACACUGUUUCACAGCUGUUUUAUAUACAUCUGAUUGGAUUCAAUAGCAAAGAAAAUUGCAAUUAUAUACAAACGAUUUACAACUUUUGGCGAAAUAUUUCUUAACUCUAAAAAUGUUGGAAACUUGUCAAAGGCGUCACAUGCUACUAGGGCUCAGCCUAUUAGUGGCUGCAACAGUUAUAGUUCUCAUUAUCGAGUCGCGUUUUCCUGACAGUGAGAAUACUCGACGCUCGCGAGCUCAGCAGUUCGUCAUCGAAAACAAUUCCACAUGCUGGCAGCGCGAGGAAUAUAGUGUCAUACAGGAAUGUCAUCCGUGCACCGAAUUUGAUAUUGUAAGCAAAAGCCUUGGUGUAUGCAUACACACGCACUACAAGGAAGUUCUACGUUGUAAAAGUGGUGAAACUGUGACGCGUAGCUGUGAUCGUGUCGCGCUUAUCGACCAGCGUAAUUUCAUUAAAUUUGAGAUUACAUGCUUUUGUAUAGGCUCUCUUAGCUAUCUGGUUUCAUAUGCUAGAGAUCGAAUAUUAUCACGAAGAACGCAUUUAAAGAUUGAACGACAAUUGAACCGCAUGCAAUAACAUUAAGAGGUUUGUCUACGAUUGAAACUCCGAACUCAAAUUCUAAUAACAAUUGACGUUUACAAAUUUUAGUAAUGCAGCUUUUGGCUACUGGGAUAUGGAUGUGUAUGUAUUAAAGUUAUGAGAUUUUAACGAUAAGUUAAGUGUAUUAAGAAUAAUUUGUUACGAACGUAAUGCUGAUUAAAAUUUAACAAUGCUACUUCCAGAUUCUUGAUUAAAAUUAAUAACGAUAUCAUCUUAAAAAUGGUUAAUUAUCGUAUUCUAUAUUAAACUUAAACUUUUAUUUAAGUGAAUAGAAAUAUGUUUUUGUGGUGUUUAUAUAAAUGUGUGCACAUAUAUUUGUAUAAUAAUAAUAUAAAAGCUUCCAAAAGGGAUGCUAACUAUAAAUUUACUAAAUGGAAUGCAUUCUAGAUUAUAUAAGAAUAAGUAAGAUUGUAAAUUAAGUAUAGUUCAAUUAACAUUUUCGAAUAAAAUAAAUUUAAAGAGACAUUUCGUCAAAAACAUAAUACGUUCGAACACAAA
Molecule: messenger RNA, 1282 nt
Organism: Bactrocera neohumeralis
Lineage: Eukaryota; Metazoa; Arthropoda; Insecta; Diptera; Tephritidae
Gene: JTBR
Product: protein JTB
Exons: 3
Coding region: 296-760 (154 amino acids)
Biological process (GO): mitotic cytokinesis
Cellular component (GO): spindle; centrosome; membrane
Source: RefSeq, a predicted model, not a curated record